AUGGCGAAGAAGUGUGUUCACAAGGGCUGCGGCAAGACGUACGAGGACGAGAACGAGGAGUGUGUUUACCAUCCCGGCCCACCCAAAUUCCAUGAGGGGCAGAAAGGCUGGGAAUGCUGCAAACCACGCGUCUUGACCUUUGACGAGUUCCUCGCAAUCGAGCCGUGCACAAAGGGCAAGCACUCCGACGUCGACGACACGCCCAAGCCUGAGCCCGUCAAAGCCCCCGACGUGCCCAAUGACACCCAAGUCAACCUCGGAUCGCUCGAGGAAUCCCUCCCUGCGCCCGCCCCCCGAUUACCCACCGCACAAGCCACGCCCAAGCCAAGCGCGUCACCGGCGCCGCCGCCAGAAUCCGAAGAUGACGACCCGAGUCUAGAGAUCAAGGAGGGCAUGACAUGUCGGCGGAAAGGAUGCGGCGCGACACACAAGGGAGGCGAUAGGGACGGAGAGAGCUGCAUACACCACCCCGGUGCGCCCAUCUUCCACGAGGGCAGCAAGGGGUGGAGUUGCUGUAAGAGGCGGGUCAUGGAGUUUGAUCAGUUCAUGAAGAUCGAGGGGUGCAAGACAAAAGACCGACAUUUGUUCAUCGGCAGCGGCAAGAAGAAGGAGGGCGAGGAGAAACUAGAGACAGUUCGACACGACUACUACCAAACCGCCACCUCGGUCGUCGCAUCCCUCUACCUCAAGAAAAUCGACAAAGCUACCGCCGUCAUCGACUUCCAACCCACACACGUCAAGCUCGAUCUCCCCACCUCAGACAGCAAGCGCUACCAAACCGAAUUCCCCCUCUUCUCGACUAUCAAGCCGGAAGAGAGCAAGUUCAGGAUACUAGGCACGAAGCUCGAGAUGACGCUGGUCAAGGCGGAUGGAGCUAGCUGGCCGGUGCUGAGGAGCGACGAUAAACCUACUGGGGAGAUGAUUCAGGUGGGUAGGGCGGGGAGGGCGUAG
This is a messenger RNA of Alternaria ethzedia, 951 nucleotides long. RefSeq lists its product as uncharacterized. The transcript is spliced from 3 exons. Lineage: Eukaryota; Fungi; Ascomycota; Dothideomycetes; Pleosporales; Pleosporaceae. Bases 1 to 951 code for a protein of 316 amino acids. The record is from RefSeq and is a predicted model, not a curated record.